Molecule: messenger RNA, 1586 nt
Organism: Chaetomium strumarium
Lineage: Eukaryota; Fungi; Ascomycota; Sordariomycetes; Sordariales; Chaetomiaceae
Product: glycoside hydrolase family 33 protein
Exons: 2
Coding region: 150-1376 (408 amino acids)
Biological process (GO): oligosaccharide catabolic process; ganglioside catabolic process
Cellular component (GO): intracellular membrane-bounded organelle; cytoplasm; membrane
Molecular function (GO): exo-alpha-sialidase activity
Source: RefSeq, a predicted model, not a curated record
UGUGCAAUACAACAGCCAGCGGCGGGUUGACAUCCGAAGUUGAGACUAGACUCAGCGCUCUUGCGUCUCUCUCUCUCCUCGUCCCGUCUCGGCAGGGCCAGCUUCCCUCCUCCCGACCUUCUUGACGCCAAACCAACGGCCCAUUUACGAUGCGCUGGCUGCAGGGCAUCGCGCUCUGGGCGCUACUUGCGCCCUUUUCACACGCCAAGGUGGAUGACCCGGCCGGGGACGCUGCGCAAUACCACAAAGAGUUUGUGUUGUUCCGCAGCGCCAACAUGGCAUCCCCGGACAAGCUCGCCAGCGGCAUCGGCUUCCAUUCUUUUCGGAUUCCGGCGGUCGUCAGGACCAGCACAGGUCGGUUGCUCGCAUUUGCGGAGGGGCGCAGGCACAAUAACCGCGACUUUGGCGACAUCAACCUGGUCUUUAAGCGCACGAAGACAGCCACCAACAAUGGCGACGCCCCGGGCGACUGGGAGCCCCUGCAAGAGGUGGUCGGCUCGGGUGCAGGAACGUGGGGCAACCCGACUCCCGUCGUGGACGGCAACACGAUCUACCUGUUCAUGUCCUGGAACGGAGCCGACUACAGCCAGAAGGGCGGCGACAAGCUCCCCGACGGCAGGGUCACCAAGAAGAUCGACAGCACGUGGGCGGGUCGCAGGCACCUGUAUUUGACCGUCAGCAAGGACGAUGGCAAGACCUGGUCCAAGCCCGAGGACCUCACCAAACAGCUGACACCGGACGGCCGUGCAUGGGAUGCGGUCGGCCCCGGCAACGGCAUCAAGCUCACAACCGGAGAACUCGUGGUGCCGGCGCAGUCCCGAAAUAUCAUCGGCCGCGGCACUCCGGGCAACCGCACCUGGUCGGUCCAGCUCCUCCCGGGCGGCGGAUCCGAGGGCACCAUCGCGCAGACGCCCGACGGCAAGCUCUACCGCAACGACCGGCCCGGCGGUAGCGGCGACUAUCGGCGCGUGGCGCGCGGGACCCUGACCAGCUUUGGCUCCUUCGCCGACGACACGGGCCUCCCGGACCCGCAGUGCGAGGGCUCGGUGCUGUUCUACAACCAGAAAGACGACGGGCCGUCGCGCGUGAUCUUCCUGAACUCGGCCAGCAAGGACAGCCGCCGCCACAUGCGCGUGCGCAUCAGCUACGACAGGGACGCCGCCAAGUGGACCUACGGCCGCGCGCUGAGCGACGCGCCCGUGUCCGGCGCCGGCUACGAGGGCGGCUACUCGAGCAUGUGCAAGACGGCCGACUACAAGAUUGGCGCGCUGGUGGAGAGCGAUUUCUACAAUGACAAGGGCGGUGGCGACUCGUACCGUGCCAUCAUCUGGCGCAAGUUCAAUCUCUCGUGGAUUAUCAACGGGCCGCGCAACUAGACGGGUCGAGAAGUAUCUGGGCGUCAUUAUAAUUAGCACCAUAGUAUCUCAUUCUUCUGUACAUAUCAGGACUUAUACAUAGGUUGGCUACGAGAGGGAAUGCUAAUUACGGGCUUGAGAUAGCCUGGUAUUCCCAGCACUUGAACAUCACACUCGGAGAUGCCACUCGUUUAUGUGCUCCCAGCCAGUACUAUACUAUACUAUAUCGGC